Lagopus leucura (white-tailed ptarmigan) is the source of this 8234-nucleotide messenger RNA. RefSeq names its product activity dependent neuroprotector homeobox (gene ADNP). Bases 2196 to 5828 code for a protein of 1210 amino acids. Gene Ontology annotation, molecular function: DNA binding. The transcript has 7 exons. Gene Ontology annotation, biological process: regulation of gene expression. Gene Ontology annotation, cellular component: nucleus. Lineage: Eukaryota; Metazoa; Chordata; Aves; Galliformes; Phasianidae. The record is from RefSeq and is a predicted model, not a curated record.
UUGAAAAUGAGCCCUUAGUUGUCUGCCAUUUCAGAUGUGCUGUUAAACUGUAAAUCUCAUUACCUUCACUGGAGAUGCAGGUGCACAGCUCCUCUGAAAAGUAGGCCAGAAAUGCUAAGAUAAGGAGAAGAGUCCCACGAGGAAAAAAAGAAGUGAAAUGCUGAUUGUGAACCAGUGGCAGCCGUGCCAUUGGGUGCAGGAGGAGGGCUAUUCAGCUGCAGCCUUUACCUUCUCAUGGAAGUUUUUGGUAGCUUUCAGUUCUCCCAACUUCUCCCCUCUCCCUGGUAUAUCUGCGCCUGGUAUUUUUGGUUUGCUUACCAUUCCCUGUCCUGCGUCCUGACUGUCACUCGUCCCUGCUCAGCUCCCUUGGAAUUGUCAGGCCCUGUAGGUGUGAGCUGAAGAGAUGUCAGGUCUUCCCAGAGAAGCUUAACAUUUAGGCUGUUGCACAUCCUCCUGCCAGCCCCCAUAGAACUAAAACUUUUGUCUGAAUCCUUCCCAGGGGAAGUUGUCUCACUGCGGUUGGAGUGGCAGCCACAUCACCUGCUUGGUUUCCCACAGACUUGUAAUUUAAGGCAGGACUGUAUUGGCAUGGGACCCCCCUAGGAGCAAUGAGCUGUGUGAGUGCUGGUGUCAGCGCGUUGUAUUGCGGCUGUGCUGCUGGGACUGGGCGCUCAGGUUCUCUGUAAGCAGAGGCGCUAGGCGCUAAAGUCAGAAGGUGUGGUGUGAGAAGGUGCAUUCAUCACAGCGUCCUGCUGGAUUUCCGACUUGGGUAACUUAACUGAACUCUGAGUGCCGAACUGUUCUGCAGGUAACAUCACCUAGAAAAUGGGUUUAAAGCCCAGGCCCACUCAAACGUCUGCGGCACUCCUCACCUUGCUGAGUGCGCCCCGCGGUAGCUCCGUGUCGGUACAGCAGGAUAUGACCCUUCUUCUAUGUCCGGGCUUCGGCCUCACACAGUAGGUGUAAUAUAAUCGCUGAGGUGGGCGCUCUGGAAGAAUUAUUUUUGAAGGCUUUUGCAUGAAACUUGUCCAAUGAGUCUGAGACGCCCAAGCACCAUUAAUUUUGGAGGAAAAAGAUGGAGUAUUGCAUGCUGGGAACAAGUGCUUUCCAUAAGUUUUCAUUUUGAUUAGAUACCUCUGCAAAACUCUCUCCUAAACAAAUUCAGAAACCAAAACAAACAAACCUGGGCCACAACUGCAGUUUGGAAUACUUCUGAAAUGUUGCUCAAUGUGCAUGGAAGAGUCUUUAAAGAAUAGUAGUAAUAGUAAAAAUUCUUUCUGUGGUCUGUUUUGUUUUCCAUAAUGUCAAAAUCGCAGAUGUUAACAUCAAUAAAUUUAACGAUGUGAAUGUGUUGGAUGACUAUGGAGAAAUGACCAAAAUAAAAUGAUUUGUUAAAAGGCAGUCUUAACUGACACCUCUUAAGAAAACAAAACAAAAGCUCAUCAGGCAUGUUUUUGGUAGAAACUUCAAGUAAAUAGGUACAUUCUUUUUUCCUCUGGUCUUGUGAAUAGCAAGACUUGACACACGCAGAGAAAGUUUGAGUAGAUGAGUCAGGACUUAUUUCACUAACUGCAGUUAAAUGUUUUGGCCAGGUUUCCCAAGGAAACAAAGCUUGUGUAGUUCUUCAGCUUGUGGCUUGUCUCCUGCUGGCCUCUCGCUCCUCCCAGCCAAGAACGUUGGCCACUUUAAACCAAAUUUUAUAUAGAUGGAGAUCUGAAAAUACAAAUAAAGAUCUUUAAGCUUCAUUAACAGUAGAUCUCCAGUAGGAGAAGAGAUUAAGGCUUGAACAUUACCAGGUUUCUUUCACAACUCUCUUCUGUCAGCCUGUUCUCUCAAUUGGAUGUUGUAAUGCCAAGUGGCUGCUAAAAACUCUCUGUGGGAGGAGUUGUAAGAGGGAGGGGAAAGAAAACAUCCUGCUUCAGCUCAGGGUUUUAGGGGGCUUACUUUUCUGUGUUGGAUGUGCACCAACUGCUGAGGUGCCAGUUAGGUAUUGUGCCCGGAGCUGAAUGUAGCAGCUUGCCUAGCACUAUCUAAUACAGAGUGAGCAGAGAUUUACAAAGGAAAGAGAAGAAGCAGUAAAUUAUCCUGGCUUUGAAAUACUCAGCUCCAAAUGAGAGUUGUUGUGCCUGACCGAGUGCAUGUUAUAGUACAUUAUUCCAUGGAAUACAAUAUUAUUACAGGUACAGCAGCAGCUCAUGAUGCCUCGUAAAGCUUUUCUUUCCCAGAAAGAAAAGCAGGCUCGUGCCAGGGAAAGAGAUAUGUUAAAAAAGAGAAGGAGGCGACAAGACUAUCUCAAAAGAAGCGUGGACCCACAGAAAAAUGCAGAAACAAUAAAAUGGCACAGGGAUGAUGAGAAGAGGAGAGAAAAUGAGCAAGUUAAGGACAAAGAUAUCAAGAAGCGAUGGAGACAGGAUGAGAGAGAACGACGAAAGAAUGUGGACGCUAUGAAUUGGCGCAGGGAAGAUGAGAAGAGGGAAAAUGAGCGAGAAACUAUGUUCCAACUUCCUGUCAACAACCUUGGCAGUUUAAGAAAGGCCCGGAAAACUGUGAAAAAAAUACUUAGUGACAUUGGUUUGGAAUACUGUAAAGAACAUAUAGAAGAUUUUAAACAGUUUGAACCUAAUGACUUUUAUUUGAAAAACACUACAUGGGAAGAUGUAGGAUUGUGGGACCCAUCGCUUACGAAAAAUCAGGACUAUCGGACAAAGCCCUUUUGCUGCAGUGCGUGUCCAUUUUCCUCGAAGUUCUUUUCAGCAUACAAAAGCCACUUCCGGAAUGUCCAUAGCGAAGACUUUGAAAAUCGGAUUCUCCUUAAUUGUCCAUACUGUACUUUCAAUGCAGACAAAAAGACUUUGGAAACGCACAUUAAAAUAUUUCAUGCUCCAAAUGCCAAUACACCGAGUGGAGGCAUCAGCACUUUUAAAGAUAAAAACAAGCAUGAUAGCCUUAAACCUAAGCAGGCUGACAGUGUAGAACAAGCUGUUUAUUACUGUAAGAAGUGCACUUACCGAGAUCCGCUGUAUGAAAUUGUUAGAAAGCACAUUUACAGGGAACAUUUUCAGCACGUAGCUGCUCCUUACGUAGCAAAGGGAGGUGAAAAGUCACUCAAUGGUGCAGUUCCAUUAAGUUCCAGUACCCGGGAAGAGGGUAGUAUUCAUUGCAAACGAUGCCUUUUUAUGCCGAAAUCAUAUGAAGCUUUAGUACAGCACGUUAUUGAAGACCAUGAACGUAUAGGGUAUCAGGUAACAGCGAUGAUAGGUCACACUAAUGUAGUGGUUCCAAGGUCUAAACCUUUGAUGCUAAUAGCUCCAAAACCACAGGACAAAAAGCCUAUGGGACUCCCUCAGAGGAUGGGUCCCCUUUCCCCUGGGAGCGUUCGAUCUCUUUCGUCACAACAGAUGAUGAACAGACUCACUAUACCAAAGCCUACAUUAAAUUCUGCAGGAGUGAAUAUGAUGUCAAAUGUUCACUUACAGCAAAACAAUUAUGGAGUCAAAUCAGUACCACCAAGUUAUGUUGGCCAGCCAGGGGGAAGGCUGAGCUUAAGUGGCAAUGCACCAGUUUCUAUUCCACAGCAAUCUCAAACAGUGAAACAGUUUUCAAGUGGAAAUGGAAGGCCUUACACUCUCGGGGAGCAGAGAUCUCAGGCCUCAGCAAGAUACUCUCUUCAGUCGGCCAAUUCAACUUCCUUGUCAUCAGCUCAGUUGAAACAAACGUCGUUAUCUCAGUCACAGGCAGCUUCAAGAGUAUUAGGUCAGUCUGGCUCAAAAUCUCCUGUAGCUGCUACAGGUCCUUCUUCUGUCAAUACAUCAUCCACACAAAAGUGGAAAAUCUGUACAAUCUGUAAUGAGCUGUUUCCUGAAAAUGUGUAUAGUGUUCACUUUGAAAAGGAGCACAAGGCUGAAAAGGUGCCUGCAGUAGCUAAUUAUAUAAUGAAAAUACACAAUUUCACUAGCAAAUGUUUAUACUGUAAUCGCUAUUUACCCACUGAUACAUUGCUUAAUCAUAUGUUAAUACAUGGUUUGUCUUGUCCGUAUUGCCGUUCAACCUUCAAUGAUGUUGAAAAGAUGGCUGCUCAUAUGCGAAUGGUUCAUGUUGAUGAAGAAAUGGGACCUAAAACUGAUUCCACUUUAACUUUUGAUUUGACGCUGCAGCAGGGUAGUCUCACAAAUAUACAUCUUCUCGUAACAACCUACAACCUGAGGGAUGCUCCUGCUGAAUCUGUAGCUUAUCAUGCUCAGAACACACCUCCAGUUCCUCCAAAACCACAGCCGAAAAUCCAAGAGAAGUCUGAUGUACCUGUGAAAAGCUCUCCACAAGCAGCAGUUCCUUACAAGAAAGAUGUGGGGAAAACCCUCUGUCCUCUGUGCUUUUCAAUCCUAAAAGGACCCAUCUCUGAUGCACUUGCACAUCAUCUGCGGGAGAGGCAUCAGGUUAUUCAGACGGUUCAUCCGGUUGAGAAAAAACUAACCUACAAAUGCAUUCAUUGCCUUGGCGUGUAUACCAGUAACAUGACUGCCUCAACUAUAACGUUGCACCUUGUUCACUGCAGAGGUGUUGGGAAGACUCAGAAUGGCCAGGACAAAGGUACUUCGUCAUCCCGGCUAAGUCAGUCUGCAGGUGUAGCCCCUGUAAAACGUACGUACGAACACAUGGAAUUCUCUUUGAUGAAGAGAAGGAAAAUGGAUGAUGAUGACUCCCCCUCUGCCUUUGAGGAGAAGCCUGAAGAACCGGUAGUUCUAGCAUUGGACCCCAAGGGUCACGAAGAUGAUUCCUAUGAAGCCAGGAAAACAUUUCUCACAAAAUAUUUUAAUAAGCAACCAUAUCCAACUAGGAGAGAGAUUGAAAAGCUGGCUGCCAGUCUGUGGCUGUGGAAAUCUGAUAUUGCAUCUCACUUCAGCAACAAAAGGAAAAAAUGCGUUAGAGAUUGUGAAAAAUACAAACCUGGUGUGCUGCUUGGUUUCAAUAUGAAAGAAUUAAACAAAGUUAAACAUGAAAUGGAUUUUGAUGCUGAAUGGCUGUUUGAAAACCACGAUGAAAAGAAUUCCAGAGUUAACAUUAGUAAGACUGUUGAUAAAAAAAUAAACAUAGAAAAAGACAAUGAAAGUUCAUCAGACAGCUAUGAGAAUAUAGAAGAGGAAUACAAUGAAAGCAGUAGUCCGUUUGGUCCACAUAUUACUGACAUUGGUGAGAAAGCUUCUCCUGAUAGCAUAGCAGAGAACCCAGAGGAUGGCAUAUCCAAGGAAAUCAUUGAAGAAAAUACCUCACCAUCUCCAGAAAAGUCUGAUCAAAAACAAGAAGAAAGCUCUAAAUAUGAGGAGAUUAUUUCUGCCGAAGGGCAGACAAAACUGGUUGGUGAUGUUUCAGAUAGUGAAGGUUAUCAGGAUGAUCAGGAUGAUGCUGUUGAAUGGAAAGAUGGAGCUUCGCAGUCUGAAAGUGGGCCUGGUUCUCAGCAAGUUUCUGAUUUUGAAGAUAACACGUCAGAAGUAAAACCAGAAGUGUGGACAGAUGAAUCCUCACAAAGCGAAGAUGCUGGCAGCAGUAAACCGACUGUAGAGACAAAAGGAGGUGGGUCUGAGAGUGAUGAAGAGCAGUCAAAGUGGAAGAAUCGUUCCUAUGGAAAAGUAGAAGAGUUCUGGGCCAAGGACCAGUCACAAUGGAAAAAUACAUCAGAGAUUGAGGAGAGCUUGUCAAAUCAGCAGAUGGAAUGGCAGAACAGCACAAUUGACAGCGAGGACGGAGAUCACUUUGACGGUGUGACUGAUGGGGUAGCAGAACCAAUGCACAGCAGCUUAUCUGGUGUGGAGCUGAGCAGUCAGCAAGCAUAAGCUCCUCGACACAGAAGUGUCAGAGACAUGAUCCAAUCUACAACUGUCUAAACACGUUCAUUUCAGUAUGACUGCUAAGCUUAAAUUCUGACUGGUACUGCCUUCCAAGUGCUAGGUCACGGUGCGUGGUGUUCAUGGCCACUGUUACUCCAGUGGUUGAGGAUGCCGUUGGCUGAUCUUGCUUGUGAGUACUUGCUGGGAUGAGCACAGUAAUUUAAUGUGAAAACAGAUAAGCUGGUGGCUCAAGAAUGCACACAGAGAAAAGCAGAGGUUUAUUUUAUCUGCGUUUUCACCAUUUAUUUCACUCUUGUACAUGUUCAGUUGUAUGUCUUUUUAAACAUUACCCUUUUUCACAUGGUAGUGUGUAGGGCCAACAUACAAGCUACCAGUUCAACGUGUAUAGUAGACUAUGGGGAAAUUGAUUUUUUUCAUGUAUCAUUCUGAAUAGUUGAAAUGUAUAUUUGUACAGUCUUUUAGACCUAUUCAAGUGAAGCUUAUGAAAUUGUUCUUGUGUACCCAUCAUAGAUUUGUUUCUCUUUUUUAGUGUUGCCCUGCUGUGUAAUAAAUGCUGUAUUUAGUUUACCUAGCAAAAGCUUGAAACUGCUAUAGUACGAAUUUUGACAAACUUAGUUUUUGCACAUAACCUUGUACAAUCUCAAAAACAGAGGCCAGCACCAUAAAAAAAUAUAUCUGGACUCUUAUUGUAUUAUAGAAUUUUCUUGUUCUGAGUAUCCUUGACAUUACAACUGAUGACAAACGUAUUUCAGAGCCAUUUUCUGAAAUCUUUUAAGCUAAAGAUGAAAAAUCACAUGCAAGAAACAAGUUCGCAGCUACUAAUUUUGACACCUUCUAGAUCUGUAUAAAAGUGUAUUGUGUUGAAGCAGCACACUUAAAACAACAGUGCUGUGUUUUGGAUAUUUAGUUUUAUCUUUAGUUAACACCAACAAGGUGUUGUAUUCAUUUAUACCAUCUAAUAUAUGACACACUGUUGUAGUAUGUAUAAUUUUGUGAUCUUUAUUUCCCUUUGUAUUCUUCAUUUAAACAUCUAAAUAAAUUGCUGUAUUGUGCUUACUGUAAAUAUCUGCUUUAUUACAUGCAAGUGCCACGUUCCUGCUUGGGCAAUCCCGCCUUGCUAAAUUUUGUGGGGUUUUUUUGUUUGGCAUUUUUUGUUCAUUUCCUAACAGUUCCUAAAAAAUGCUGCACAGCAUUGCUGGGGCAUGUAUGUACAGUAUUUUCUUACUGAAUAGACUAAUCUCUUCAAGGACAUGGAGAAAUCUUACUAAACUAACUUUGUCUGAAUUUGUCUUGACUAUUCAGCCUUCUAGAAUGGUAGUUUAUAAAUAAAGUUGUAGUGAUUACAGUGCUUUGUCCAUAGAGGCAGUCCAUCGAUUACUUGUGUUUUUCAUUCACUUAUGCCAACGAAGAUCGGUCGCACAUAUUGAAACGUUUCUUAGAACUGUGCCUGCUUCUACGUCGCUACGUGUUGAGGGUAAAUGAUAUUCCCACACCUUCCCUGUCAUUUAAACAUGAAGGAACAUGCCUGCCCUACAACCUGCAGCCUUUUGGGGGAUGGGGAGAGUUUGAAAAAGUAAGUACUGAAAAACCCACAAAAAUCUAUUGAAAUGAAUGAUUGGUUUGGUCAGAUCAGUUCUGCGUUUCCUCAGAUGUGCAGUACAGGACAGAAUCUAAUUGUGAUGAAAACCAAAGUAUACUUAACUAGAGCAAUGAGCUUGAUUUAAGUAUACAUCUAAUAAAAUACUGAAAUAGUUACUUUCUGAUGCUUUACAAGGAUUAAAUUUACGUUUGAAAUCUUCAUUAAUAUAAAGGAGGAAAUGGUUCUGUUCUUCAACAUAUUACACAGCAAAACUUUCAUAGAGAUUUGAGAAGACUUCUCUGUAGCCAUUUCAGGUAAGUGCAAACUGUACUUUCUACCACUAUAAUGAACAAGCCAAGUACCAAAAUAUGCGUGUGUUCUCUUGUUCUGCAACUGAUUCAGGCUGCUGGUGCAUUAGAAGAUAAGUUCUUGAUGUUUACAUCAGAGGAAGAGCUCCUUGUGCUUCUCUGCCAUAAGAGAAAACUCAAGUCUUGGGUCUUAUUUUGUUACCAAACUUUCUGAAGCGUUUACCUGAAAAGAAUUUUUCAGUAAGUCAACUGAGUCUAUUAACUACUCUCCAUAGAUGCUGGUUGGGUGGUGGUUUUUUCCAGCAAUGUCAACGAUGGGAAGUCCUGGAAGAGGCUAAUAAAGGUUGUUAAUGUCCCUUUCCCCUUUCUGUUGGCUGUUGUGUUUCCCAGAAUGCUACAGUCCAACUGAAUUUCAGACUUUGUAGCAUAUUACUGAGGCUUUAAGAGAAGAAGUAAUGUUAGAAAUACAAAACCUUGUAAUAUUAAAAAAGCUUGCAAAAGUAA